GGCUAAAUACUUCCUCAAACACGCCGCGCCACUCAUUCUGCUCUCAACUCACACAGCAGCAGUGAGAAUACGAGACGAAUUACUGAAACCUCUCGGACUUUUAAGUUGGCAGAGGGAUCUCUCACCAUGGCUCCGUUCCUGCGGAUUGCCUUCAAUGAUUUUCACCUGGGAGACCUUCCCCCUAUGACAGAGCAACCAUUCUGUGCCAUCAAGAUGAAGGAAUCACUCAGCACAGAGCGGGGGAAGACACUGGUCCAGAGGAAGCCCACUAUGUACCCUGCGUGGAAAUCCACAUUUGACGCACACAUCUAUGAGGGCCGUGUCAUACAGGUGGUCCUGAUGAAAACGGCAGAGGAGGCUUUGUCGGAGGCCACGGUCGGGGUCUCUGUCAUUGCUGAGCGCUGCAAAAAAGGAAAUGGUCGUGCCGAGUUUUGGGUCGACCUGCAGCCUUCUGGGAAGGUGAUGAUGUCUGUCCAGUUCUUCGUAGAGGAUUCAGACCAAGAAUCAAAGUCCUCAGUGACUGGGAAAGAGGAAGACGGCGUCCUCACAAUAAACAGAAGGAGAGGAGCCAUCAAACAGGCCAAAGUUCACUUUAUCAAGAACCAUGAGUUCACAGCCACCUUCUUCAAACAGCCCACCUUCUGCUCGGUCUGCAGGGAGUUUGUGUGGGGUCUCAACAAGCAGGGCUACAAAUGUAGGCAAUGCAAUGCAGCCAUUCACAAGAAGUGCAUUGAUAAGAUCAUUGGGAGAUGCACAGGAACAGCAACCAACAGUCGAGAUACAGUGUUUCAGAAGGAGCGCUUUAAGAUCGACAUGCCACAUCGUUUCAAGACCCAUAACUACAUGAGCCCGACCUUCUGUGACCACUGUGGGAGUCUGCUGUGGGGAAUGGUCAAACAAGGCCUCAAGUGUGAAGAAUGUUGCAUGAACGUUCAUCAUAAAUGCCAGAGCAAAGUUGCCAACCUCUGCGGAAUCAACCAGAAGCUCCUGGCUGAGGCUUUGACUCAAGUUAGCCUGAAAUCUUCCACAAAGCGUCCAGAUCCCUCUCUGUCGGAAAUUGGAAUCUAUCAAGCCGUAGAUAAAAACAUGCCAGUGGACCCUAGUGCGGAGGGCUCUCAAUAUGGAAAACUGUGGGACAAUAGGACCCCUGCCUCUCCCAGCACCACUAUCACACCCCGCGUCUCCAUAAGCAACUUUGUGUUCCAUAAGGUACUAGGCAAAGGCAGCUUUGGAAAGGUGAUGCUCGCUGAGCUCAAAGGAAGGGGAGAAUAUUUUGCUAUAAAGGCCCUGAAGAAGGAUGUGGUGCUAAUGGACGAUGACGUGGAGUGCACAAUGGUGGAAAAAAGAGUGUUAGCAUUAGCCUGGGAAAACCCUUUCCUCACACACCUCUACUGCACCUUUCAGUCGAAGGGCUCUCAAUAUGGAAAACUGUGGGACAAUAGGACCCCUGCCUCUCCCAGCACCACUAUCACACCCCGCGUCUCCAUAAGCAACUUUGUGUUCCAUAAGGUACUAGGCAAAGGCAGCUUUGGAAAGGUGAUGCUCGCUGAGCUCAAAGGAAGGGGAGAAUAUUUUGCUAUAAAGGCCCUGAAGAAGGAUGUGGUGCUAAUGGACGAUGACGUGGAGUGCACAAUGGUGGAAAAAAGAGUGUUAGCAUUAGCCUGGGAAAACCCUUUCCUCACACACCUCUACUGCACCUUUCAGUCGAAGGAGCACUUAUUCUUUGUGAUGGAGUAUCUGAAUGGAGGAGAUCUGAUGUUCCACAUUCAGGAUAAGGGCCGUUUUGAUUUGUACAGAGCCACGUUUUAUGCUGCUGAAAUCGUCUGUGGACUACAGUACCUCCAUUCUAAAGGAAUUAUAUACAGAGAUUUAAAGUUGGACAAUGUGAUGCUGGACAUUUAUGGACAUAUUAAGAUUGCAGACUUUGGGAUGUGCAAAGAGAACAUGCUUGAAGAAAACAGAGCAACCACGUUCUGUGGCACACCAGAUUAUAUAGCUCCUGAGAUCCUGCUGGGACAGAAAUACAGUUUCUCUGUGGACUGGUGGUCGUUCGGCGUGCUGCUCUACGAGAUGCUGAUCGGCCAGUCGCCGUUCCAGGGCGAUGAUGAGGAUGAGCUGUUCGAGUCGAUCCGCAUGGAUGUACCUCACUACCCACGGUGGAUUACCAAAGAGACCAAAGACCUGCUGGAGAAAUUAUUUGAGCGGGAUCCAACUCGGCGGCUUGGUGUUGUGGGAAAUAUCCGUGGACAUGCCUUCUUCAAGUGA
Sinocyclocheilus rhinocerous is the source of this 2265-nucleotide messenger RNA. RefSeq names its product protein kinase C delta type-like. Gene Ontology annotation, biological process: peptidyl-serine phosphorylation; intracellular signal transduction. The transcript has 17 exons. Gene Ontology annotation, molecular function: ATP binding; diacylglycerol-dependent serine/threonine kinase activity. The coding region runs from base 127 to 2265 and encodes 712 amino acids. Lineage: Eukaryota; Metazoa; Chordata; Actinopteri; Cypriniformes; Cyprinidae. The record is from RefSeq and is a predicted model, not a curated record.